Messenger RNA from Trypanosoma grayi, 204 nucleotides. RefSeq names its product putative chaperonin HSP60/CNP60. The record is from RefSeq and is a predicted model, not a curated record. Bases 1 to 204 code for a protein of 67 amino acids. Gene Ontology annotation, molecular function: ATP-dependent protein folding chaperone. Gene Ontology annotation, biological process: protein refolding. Lineage: Eukaryota; Euglenozoa; Kinetoplastea; Trypanosomatida; Trypanosomatidae. The transcript has a single exon.
AUGUUUGAAGCCGGCAUCAUCGACCCCACGCGCGUCGUCCGCGUGGCGCUCACCGACGCCGUCUCCGUCGCCGGCCUCAUGAUGACCGCGGAGGCCGCCAUCGUCGACCUGCCGAAGGAGGAGAGCCCUGCGGCCGGUGGUAUGGGUGGUAUGGGUGGUAUGGGCGGAAUGGGCGGAAUGGGCGGUAUGGGUGGGAUGUACUAG